GCGGCGGCGGGUUACAUAACGGGCCGCGAGCCGCCGCGCUCUCGCGAGAUUUUACUCCGCCUCCUCCCCCUCUUCGUCCACGUCAGAAGGAACCGGGCGGAGCGGCCAACAUGGCGGAACGCAGGCGACACAAGAAGCGGGUCCAGGAAGUUGGCGAACCAUCAAAAGAAGAGAAGGCUGUAGCCAAGUAUCUUCGAUUCAACUGUCCAACUAAGUCCACCAAUAUGAUGGGCCAUCGGGUUGAUUAUUUUAUUGCUUCAAAAGCAGUGGAUUGCCUCUUGGAUUCAAAGUGGGCAAAGGCCAAGAAAGGAGAGGAAGCUUUAUUUACAACCAGGGAGUCUGUGGUUGACUACUGCAACAGGCUUUUAAAGAAACAGUUUUUUCACCGGGCCCUAAAAGUAAUGAAAAUGAAGUAUGAUAAAGACAUAAAAAAAGAAAAAGAUAAAGGAAAAUCUGAAAGUGGGAAAGAAGAAGAUAAAAGGAGCAAGAAAGAAAAUACAAAAGAUGAAAAGACAAAAAAGGAAAAAGAGAAAAAGAAAGAUGGUGAAAAGGAAGAGUCCAAAAAGGAGGAAACACCAGGAACUCCAAAAAAGAAGGAAACUAAGAAAAAAUUUAAACUUGAGCCACAUGAUGAUCAAGUUUUUCUGGAUGGAAAUGAGGUUUAUGUGUGGAUCUAUGACCCAGUUCACAUUAAAACAUUUGUCAUGGGAUUAAUUCUUGUUAUUGCUGUAAUAGCAGCCACCCUCUUCCCUCUCUGGCCAGCAGAAAUGAGAGUCGGUGUUUAUUACCUCAGUGUGGGCGCAGGCUGUUUUGUAGCCAGCAUCCUUCUCCUUGCUAUUGCUCGCUGUAUUCUGUUCCUCAUCAUUUGGCUGAUAACUGGAGGAAGGCACCACUUUUGGUUCUUGCCAAACCUGACUGCUGAUGUGGGCUUCAUUGACUCCUUCAGGCCUCUGUACACACAUGAAUACAAAGGACCAAAAGCAGACUUAAAGAAAGAUGAGAGAUCGGAAACCAAAAAGCAACAGAAGUCCGACAGUGAGGAAAAGUCAGACAGUGAGAAAAAGGAAGAUGAAGAAGGGAAAGCACCAGGAAAUCAUGGAACAGAAGGCUCAGGUGGAGAGCGACACUCAGACACAGACAGUGACAGGAGGGAAGAUGACCGAUCCCAACACAGUAGUGGGAAUGGGAAUGAUUUUGAAAUGAUCACAAAAGAGGAACUGGAGCAGCAGACAGAUGAAGAUUGUGAUGAGGAAGAUGAUGACAAAGAUGGAGAAAUGCCUAAAUCUGCACAUGAAAAAUUAUAAUCUGACUAAUUUGGGGACUGAAUAAGUGCAGCAGGUUGGGUUUUCUAUGUUGGGCGAUCAUCAUAAUGUACACAUGCAUUUGUAGCAUUCUUUACAUCCAUUUUCUGAAAGGUAUUUGACAUUCAGUUACAGUCAGCCUUUUGUUUUGUAGAACAUUGGUACUAUUUGGCGCAGUCUAAAGCCAUUAAUAACUUUAUCCAUCUGACAAUUUUACAGUAAGUAGGCCUCCUUUUUGAUAGUCAUCAAAGAAACAUUGUCCACAGUGACAUAUAGAUUAAGGGCAUUUUUGAUAGUUGUAUGGCUUUUUACUGUUAGACUAAUGGAAAUCACUAAAGAAACUGCAGCAUUCUAAAUUAUGCAUAAAUAUAUAGCCAUUUUGCAGUUUCUUUAUGAUGAAAUGCUUAAACUCAUUGUUCUUGAUAGAUAUGCUUUUGUUUUUCUUCAUAAAAUUAUACCAGAAAAUUCCUUUUUAAGAUUUUGAGUUAGCAGGGAUCAAGAGCAUUUUGUGGAAACAAACCAGCUAGUAGCAGUGCAGCAACCCUUUUAAUUUAGUUACAAAUUCUUCUUUUCCAACUUAGGAAAUCCAAACUUAAUUGUACAUUCAAUCCAGAGAAAGGUGGUCAUCUCUCCAGCAGAAAGUGAAGAGCACUGAUUGUGAGGGCUCUUCCUUCAUCCCAUCUCCUUGUUAUAACAUAAAAUGUAUUCUGUACAUAAUUUACAAAUAAAACACUUUAUUUUAAUUGUUACUUAUUAUUUAGACAUUUCUCAACACUUACAUUUGUAAAACGAAAACCAUGGAAGGGUAUGUUUUUAGAGCUUGAGUAACCCAUGGAACAUUUGAUCUUCCUACAGCAGCUUCAGUCGUGUGCCAACAUUCCAUGUAUUUUAAUGAGUAAAAAUUAUCCUCGUUUUAGUAAGAACAGACGUGAAGUAGCUGUUUGUAUGCCUUAAUGUUCAUUUUGAUUUAUUUUAAAUCUUUACAUUUAGAAAUGGGGACUAUGUUAUCAGACCAGAAGGCACUGCUGUGAAAGAAAAUUUGCUGUUCUAAAAAUACCAAUUAAAAAUAAAGGAUAUAAAAGAAAACAUAGAAAACUAUUGGACUCUAAUUGUUUCAAACUAGUUUUGCCAUGUUAUUUUUUUACACACUUUAGUUACAAAUCUUUUUUUAAAACUUGUUUACUUACAUUCAUUCCUUGGAGCUGCAUACAGUCCUACACACAGAUCGUGAGCUUUCCUUCAGUCACAGGGGGUUUUGGGCUUUGUUAUAGUUAGUAAGUGAUGGACUAUGUAAGGUCUUCGUCUCUUUUUAAGAUGUUUCCCCUCUGAGUAUUUGACUAAAGUUGACCUUUAAUUGUGAGAAAGUACAUUCUGUGUGUAUUGAAAUCUGAUGAAAUAUGUCUUGUUUGUUUCUUUAGUCUUCCCUGUGUGGUGACAGAACUGUGGCUGCUGUCUUUAAGGGUUUUCUCAAAGCACUGUGCAUUAAUUGUAGUGCCUGGGUUUUCAUCCAUGUUUGCAAAGCCCCACUGCUUCAUUUCCAGUGAGGAAAGGGGAAAUCACAGCUAUGAACAUACUAGUUACAGUAGAUUAGUACCUAAUUGGGGCUAUAAAAUGGAAGCAGAAUGUUUUAACAAUAAAACUGCUUUGUUAACUUUUA
Phodopus roborovskii (desert hamster) is the source of this 2958-nucleotide messenger RNA. It is a transcript of the gene Sec62, whose product is annotated as SEC62 homolog, preprotein translocation factor. Gene Ontology annotation, cellular component: endoplasmic reticulum; endoplasmic reticulum membrane. Gene Ontology annotation, biological process: post-translational protein targeting to membrane, translocation. Lineage: Eukaryota; Metazoa; Chordata; Mammalia; Rodentia; Cricetidae. The transcript is spliced from 8 exons. The record is from RefSeq and is a predicted model, not a curated record. The coding region runs from base 111 to 1304 and encodes 397 amino acids.